CACAACCACAACCAUGACCACAAACCGAGGGGACCUCAAGCAUGAGCCGCUCCAUCUCAUCUGUGGAGAUGUUGACAACCCCAACCUCUCCACGAUCCUGCAUGAUGUUUGCAGAAAAGAUCCGCUGGGGAAAUCUCUAGAGAACCUUUCCACCAUGUGAGCAACCAGCUUGUAUGGGAAUGAGCUGGAGCCGAGACGAUCUUCCGGUCAGUCAAGGCUCUGCUCUCUGACAUGCUCGAUACUGGAUAAUAUUGGGUACGUAGUCAGUUCUGCGUAAGUAUAAAUACCUACAUUUGCUGUCAUGUGUGUCAUGGCAACUUCCCCAACUUCUUGCAGUACCCAGAUAUCUCGCUUCUAGAUUGCUGUCUGCCAUUGUUUACGGUUUCAUCAUGCAAGUUUCUUUGACCUGCCUGUUGUUGCUCGCCGCCGCCACGACCGAGUCUCUGUCCAUUCGUGGCAAUGUCCAAGAGCCUUCAGUGAACGGACUACCACCUCCUCCCAAACCUGAGCCGAUUUCCUUGAGAAAACUGCUCCUCCCUCCUGCCAUAGCCGACGACGCACCUGUUGGUGGUUGUGACAAGAAGGCAAAUCCAAGGGGAACCGGUUGUCUUGGAACAACUGCCUACUUUCAGGGAGGAGGAUUCCUACCUGAUGGGGACCACGUCUUCGCCGAGGUGAACUUUGUUGGUGCUCCUGCUGAGCCUCACCCGGCGAGCAUCUACAACGGAUCGCAGCUCAUCUUGGUCAAAGCGAAUGGCAAAACAUUUCCUAAUGGCGACUCCUGGAAGUGUCUCACCUGCGGCGUUCCCCACGAGGAAGGCAUGUUUGAUAACCCACAAGCAUUCCUGGACGGCAAGCGUGUACUUGCUGGCCUGCGCAUCGUUGACUGUGGGAAAUAUGGGUUAUCCAGCAACAAAUGCACCCGGGAGACCACCAACGUUUAUCCCAUCAGAUGGAAUGUCAGUCCUGACGGCUCUGGGCCUGGCGGUGAAAUAAGGGAACUACGUCUACAUCCCGACAACGUACAUUUGGGCUUUAAUGCCUUUAGCGUUAUCAAUGGAAAGCUCGGUCAGAAUGGAUAUUUUUCAAGACUCUCUUUCAAUCCGUCGCCGAAGACCGGCUUGCCGUCUGGUCCUCGAUAUGACUUGAUCAAAGUGACUCGGCUUGAUAGCCUCAAGAAUCCGACGAAAGUCGGAGUUAAAGGCGACAAGGUCAUCAUUACGCCAAAUGCGAUCUCCGUCGGCGAAUUGAGAGGCUUCAGUGGUGACGGUAAGGAAGUGGUUUCGAUUGGAGGAGCCGCCGAAUCAUCCAAUAUCGAUGCCUUUGCUACCGACUUGACGACAGGUGCGAACCGCCGAUUGACGAGCCAUCACGAAUAUGUUGAUCCGAUCGAUAUUUCCCGACAUGAUAAUUGGAUAGCAAUCAUGGACACCCGUGGGACUGACCGAAAUACAUGGCUUUCUGGAAUGCACCAUAUCCCUCCUCUCACCGAUCUUGUCACCACGACUCUUACUUCGUCUGUCCGAAAUAACGGGCGGAGAAGAUUCUUCCGACCCUACUUGCUAGAUCCACAUGGUGACCGUGGUGACUACUUCGGGCAGAGAAUCAAUGAUCAAGGAUCUGGUAUACCAGGCAGCGGUGAUUUCAACGAUCCUGAGUGGAACGGCAGAGCGGACCCUCGAUGGUCUUUUGACGGUACCAAAAUCGUCUAUUGGGAAGAACAGACAAUUUCUCCUGCAUGCGGUGGCCAAAACCCCCUGCCAUGCUACCCCUCCAAGGAGCGAGAUGGAAUCGCCCAGCGUAUGGUAGUCGCGACUCUAACAAACCGCAAGCCGCGUCCCCCACCCAACGUGAAGACUGCCUCAGACGUCGUCCCUUGGGGUGAGCCAUAUGUAACCGGGAGCCAACCACCGAUACGCCCAGAGAUACCCGGAGGUACUUAUAUUCUCGAGGGCCAGGCAUCUGGACACGCAAAAGUUCUGCUUGGGAAUGAUACUGUUGAUGUUGAUUAUUUUGAGUUUUCUGAUGAUGGCAAGAUCUUCCUCAACGGGACAGAAAGAGUCAAAUCUGAGGCUAUCAACUUGAGCACACACCACAUCGACUGGUAUUCGGAUCUGACCCAGACCAUCGGGAAAGUGAUUAACACCAAGAAGACUGGACCCGGCGGCUUGCAGGUUGAGAUGGAUUUCAUGGUCAACUUUUUUAUUGCAAAUGGCACGCUUGUGACAGAGCUUGACGGCAAAAAGUACUUCCAGCCUCAAAACUACACAUAGGUGGGCAACUGAAAGGAGGCGAACAGCUUGUACAGAAUGGCUUGUUAUCUUGGCCUUUUCAAUCGAAUCAUUUGCGCUGCAGUGUUCCUUCAGCUGUUCCUAAGAACUAGUUUAUAUUUUCAAAGGAUCAGAUAUUGCAUUGCCAC
Molecule: messenger RNA, 2419 nt
Organism: Cadophora gregata
Lineage: Eukaryota; Fungi; Ascomycota; Leotiomycetes; Helotiales; Ploettnerulaceae
Exons: 1
Coding region: 390-2273 (627 amino acids)
Source: RefSeq, a predicted model, not a curated record